GUUAAAAAAGUCUGGUGAAUUCUGAGCACAGAUCGAAAGUCCAUGAAGCACCAUAUUAUUCAGUGUUGUUCUUGUAAAAUUUUGAUUUCAAAUCCAAUUUUCUUGAGUUGAAAAUGGCUGACGUCGCUGGAGGACGUGAAAGUGGCGUGACACGUAUUUUCACAAAACUCCAUAAUCUCACAGAAUCCGGCAAUUUUUACGAGGCACAUCAACUAUACAGGACCAUAUAUUUCAGGUAUUUAAAUCAAAAAAAGUAUGAUGAAUUAUUGACAGUUCUGUAUAGCGGUGCUACUCUUUUUCUCCGCCAUGAUCAGCAGGUUGGCGGUGCUGAUUUAUCAAUUUUAUACAUUGAUGCACUCACAAAAUCUGCUACUCCGGUCACCAAUGAGAUUUUGGACAAAUUACCUCUUCUGCUCAAACUGAUGAGUCCGAAUUUAGCUGAAAGAGAAACAUUCAUCAACAAAGCUCUAAAAUGGUCCAUAGCCGACUGCAGCACUCACAAGUCUGGCCAUCCAGCUCUUCAUAGAGACUUUGCUGGAAUUUUUUGGGAAGAAAAAAAUUAUGUUCUAGCCAGGUACCAUUUUUUACACUCAGAAGAUGGUAAAAGUUUCGCAAGAAUGUUAGUAGAAAUCCAUUGUUGUUACGGUUAUGCUAGCGAAAUAGAUCUAUUUAUUGCCCAAGUUGUGCUUCAGUAUUUAUGCCUCAAAAAUAGAAAAUCUGCCGUAGAUGCUUUCCAAUCUUAUACGAGUCACCAUCCAAAUAUCAUCAAAGGCCCUCCGUUCAUUUUGCCUCUCCUGAACUUCCUAUAUUUUCUACUAAAAGUUGUUCGAGGGGGACAGUUGGCAACAUUCACCGUACUAUUAGAACGCUACGAACAAAGCAUCAGGAGAGACCCCUCGUAUACUGAAUAUCUGGAUAAAAUAGCGCAGCUUUUCUUUGAUGUUCCACCUCCACCGCCUCGUAGGAGAGGUAUUCUAGAUAAUUUGUUGCAAUCUAUCAUAAUGAAUGGAAAUGAAUUCGACUCGGAUGAAGGAGAGUCAGAUGGUCCAUCGCUUUUGUUCAGCAGUCCAUCGUGCUCAUAUGUGCCGCAACGAGCAGUUGAAAACGAGGACCUUGACUGAUAUUCAACACUGUGAUCCACCAUGCAAAAUUCAAUUCAAGACAAGUAGUUCUUUUAUAAUUUGUUGAUAAAUUAUUGUUUUCUUCUUGUUCUUUUCCUCACAUUCUUUUUGUUUGUUUGUUUCUAUAAAUUAAUUUCUAAAAGUAUGCAAGGGAAGAGUGAUGUCUAAAGACUCUGCAGCCUCUAGUCAGUCGUAUUACAGCAGCUUAUUGUGAGUUAGCCAAAGGAAAGUAGAACUUUGUCUUCGUUCAAUCAUUGUGGUCUCUUGUAAAAGCAGCAGUACCGCACAAGUUGAGAUUGAUGUUGGGGGGUUUUCAAUAUUUAUUAACUAUGAAAAUAGGUAUCUUGAUUUCAGGGUUUGAUCAUUUCUCACUUACUUCAUUAUUUAAAGAGAAUAUCACUAGACCUUAUUAUACUGAAUUUUCAGAAUAUAAUUUUGGGAGAAGAGAAAUAAAGGAAAUUUCGUGCUGUAGGAAUUGUACAUCAUCUUUUAAAAAAAUUGACUGUAACAGGAUACCAGCAACAUCACAUUUUUUAUUUUGACAGCUGAAGUAGAAACUUGGAAGCUGCAGAGUCAGAGGAAUUCGAGGUGCUACUGCUCAUGAUCCACUCAGAAUCAUCAUCUGAGUAAAAAAUGCCCCCAGUUGCUCCCUCUAACAAGCCAAAUAAGUUUUUGAUUUUAUUUUUGCAUCUGAUUGACUUACCUUACACAUGAUGAGCUAUACAGUGGCUAAUUGUGUAAUACGCUGCCAAAAAAUCACAAUUUUGAAGUAUUUCAAAAUUUGCUGCCGGAGAAAAACUUUGCGUGUGUUGAACAGAUGCAAACAUGUCUUUAUACUAAUAUUUGUAAUUGAGACAAUGCUGUCAAGCUCUGAAUGUACCCUUGUGAGAAAGGCAUGGAAUUUCAGACUCUCGUACGAUUUUACUCCAUUUCUCCUUUUCAUAUUAAAUUUUCACAAUUGCAUCGAGAGUCUCAAAAGGAAAGAUGGAUAUUUUUUUGCUGUUGUAAGCUUUCUCAAUAAUAUUAAAGAGUUCAAAAUCACUAAUGAGUGAUUCUUACCUCAUGUUGUCUUGCUUAGGCUUCUCUUUGUUGUUGCACCCUCAAGUUGGGACUUUUUAAUUACCGUACCAAAUUUCUGCUCUUGAAUUUAUACAACUUAAAUUUUUCUCAUGAUUCAACUUUUACUCACCAAUAUUCAAAGUAAAAUUUAAGAAAUUUCGAGGAUGUUUCUUUCCGUAAAAAGAAGUCCUGUUUUCAACUCUUCAAUUUGCAUAUCAGCAAGAUUAAUGAUGACCACAGCAUGGGAUGAUCUCUUUUGAACACCAUGAAAGUUUGCUUAAGUGUUAGCAAGUACAGUCAAUAUGAAAAUAGUAUCCUAUAGUUUUCCUGGCUUUUUGCUUUAAAAUUAAAACCAAAAAUAUGUACCAAUGUAUAGGAGAUAUACAAGAAAAAUUACUAAUUCUCCACCUUCAAAGAGUGCUGUUGUGAAGCAAACUUGUCUGCUCACUCAUUUUUAACGGGAUGUCACCGCAACAAUAUUAUGGAGAUGUUCAUAUUCCAAUACUUUUCUCAAAUCCACUAAGUCUGCAGUAUACAAUGAAUGAAGGCAAGUUCCCAACUCACCUCUCCACUGUAGGAUGAAUAAAAUAUAAUUUCUUACUUACGUAUGUAAACUUAACUUACUUACUGUAAGGUUACAAAAUUUAACAUUUUCCCAGCAAAGUGGGCUCUUAUCCGAAGGAGCAUAUAGUUUAAUCAAGUUAGCUUACUAAUUUUGCACAAUUAAAACAAGCGAUCAGGGUUAAUCUGAGUCGAGAUGAAAGUUACAACAUGCUCAAAUGAUAAAUGAUUAACUUACUAACCUUUAAAUGUUACCACCUGUCUCUCACCUUACAUUUUUAGAUUUUCUUUCUUUCUAAAAGAUUUUGUGUUGAAACAUUCUUACUCAUUUACGUAGAAGAGGUUUAGUCCGCACACCGCUGGCACCUUAUCUCUCAAUUACCAUGAGCAAAUGGUUUCGUAUUUCCAAGGUUUCUGCGAAAUGGAGCCCUCGCUAGUAAUGGAGGAUCUUAGUACACAGGUUCCAAGUCUACCCGUUAAUAUUCCUCCUCUUUGAUUCCUUACAAAUGGAAAAGUUUGUAUUGAUUGCUUUGUUAUGACACAUACCACAACUAGUGGUACCAUCUUGAAGAUUGUUUUCUAUAAAGCUCUCUUUUCAAAAA
Messenger RNA from Bemisia tabaci, 3343 nucleotides. Its product is annotated as Golgi to ER traffic protein 4 homolog. Gene Ontology annotation, cellular component: BAT3 complex; cytosol. The record is from RefSeq and is a predicted model, not a curated record. Gene Ontology annotation, molecular function: protein binding. Gene Ontology annotation, biological process: protein insertion into ER membrane. NCBI's taxonomy places the organism in Eukaryota, Metazoa, Arthropoda, Insecta, Hemiptera, Aleyrodidae.